GCCGUCGCAAAAUCUUACAAGGGAAACAGCUCGACCAGGCGAUUCUUCCAGAAAACCGGAGAAAGGCGAAGCCGAAGUGGGCACUGAGAAAAUCAGAGAGAAUUUUUGUGGAGGGAGAAGCAGAGAGAUCGAAAUGGCUUCUUUUCUGCAGUCGCUCAUUGACCCAAAGAAGAACUGGUUCGCUCGUCAACACAUGAAAGCGCUCACCCAGCGCCUCCGUAAUUAUGGACUUCGAUACGACGAUCUGUACGAUCCGUACUACGAUAUUGAUGUGAAGGAGGCUUUGAAUCGACUCCCUAGGGAGAUUGUGGAUGCGCGCAAUCAGCGUCUGAAGCGGGCCAUGGACCUUUCCAUGAAGCAUCAGUAUCUUCCUGAUAAUCUACAGGCCAUGCAAACACCAUUCAGGAGCUAUCUCCAGGAAAUUCUGGCACUUGUAAAGAAGGAGAGAGCAGAACGCGAGGCUUUGGGAGCAUUGCCUCUUUACCAGCGCACCAUUCCUUAAGUUUUUUUUUUGCUUUUAUUUUCUUUUUGGAUGGAGUAGAUGUCUUUUAUUUAAGACAGUUUCUUCCAUAAGUUGAUGGAUUGGAACAUACCUCCAUAAAUUGUUUGUUUCCAACUUUUUUAUUUCAUCACGAAAGUUUCAGUCUUCAUCUGUUCAGGUCAUUAUUGAUAUAUAAUAAGUGUGAAACUUGUUUUAUCAUCCCGAUUGGAAUU
Messenger RNA from Cucurbita moschata (crookneck pumpkin), 714 nucleotides. RefSeq names its product cytochrome b-c1 complex subunit 7-2. Gene Ontology annotation, biological process: mitochondrial electron transport, ubiquinol to cytochrome c. The transcript has 4 exons. The record is from RefSeq and is a predicted model, not a curated record. The coding region runs from base 134 to 502 and encodes 122 amino acids. Lineage: Eukaryota; Viridiplantae; Streptophyta; Magnoliopsida; Cucurbitales; Cucurbitaceae.